Messenger RNA from Tetrahymena thermophila SB210, 894 nucleotides. Its product is annotated as 3' exoribonuclease family 1 containing protein. The transcript has 2 exons. The record is from RefSeq and is a predicted model, not a curated record. Lineage: Eukaryota; Ciliophora; Oligohymenophorea; Hymenostomatida; Tetrahymenidae.
AUGCGCUUAAAGUAAGAGCAAUUAAACUACGAUGAUGAAGAGUUAGCUAGAGAAAAGGAAUAAAAUAAAGUAGCUAUAGUUAAAGCUCCUCUUAAACCUUGCAAAAGGAGGAGAAGAAAAAACAAAUAAAUAUAAUGGGUUCCUUUUUUAUUGAAAAAUAAUAUCAACUCUGAUUCAGAACCCGUUUACAUUUCUUUUUUCAAAAAAUUUAUGAGGAAAUAUGAUAACUAAUAUUAUAAUAAAUAUCGCAAUUAUGGGUUAAUUGAUGCAGGAUAUAUUACGAUAGAAUAGAUGACACUAGAUAAAAUAUAUGGAAAUUUAUUGGUUUAAAUUCGCAAUCAUUCUUCAGGAAUUAUCAACUUCUAACAUUUGAUUGACCUAUACAAAUCAUACUAAGAUCAGUAAUAUUACGAGCUAGCUAAUUUGCUAGACAUAUACUAGACCUACCAUAAAAAUUAGAUUAAACAUAUUCAAUACUAUCUAAACCAAGAGAUAUCUAAUAAUAAUAUAACCUAGGAAGAUAUUGAUGAAGUUUAUAAAAUAUUUCAGUAAGAUGCGAUAGACUGGGCUUAAUAAAAUUAUGAGAAUGAAAUAUACGAAAUGAGCUUAAUAUAUAUGAAUUUAGAGACUAAAACACCCGUUUUAAAGUAAAAAGUAUUUUCUAAAAACCUGAUUAUGUUUAUUACUAGGGAUUUUUAUAAUUUUUAUUCUAAACUAUCAUGCUAAAAUAUGAAAGAAAAUUUGUCUUUAAUAUUGCAUGGAGAUGAGUUUGAUGGAAGACUAUAGCUUGAAAAUAGAAUUAAAAUGAUGAAGUAAACAUUGAAUGGAGAAACUUGUAUUUAAGUAGAAGAUGAAAUAAUUACUGCUGAAGGAUAUAGCGAUUAAUUAAUAUGA